UUCGCAGCGAGGGCCAUGGCCGCCAGGGCGGUACGGGCAGCCGGCGCCCCUCACCGGGAGCGCGUGGUCAGCCCGCUGGUCAAGUACCUGCUCUUCUUCUUCAACCUGCUCUUCUGGGUGACUUCCAUGGUGAUGGUGGCUGUGGGAAUCUAUGCCCGACUGAUAAAGCAUGGAGAAGCGGCCAUGGCUUGCCUUGAUGUGGAUCCGGCCAUCUUGCUCAUGAUUGUUGGUGUCCUGAUGUUCUUUAUCACUUUCUGUGGUUGCAUUGGCUCCUUGCGGGAGAACAUCUGUUUGCUGCAGACGUUCUCGCUCUGCGUGACUCUCCUCUUCCUGCUGCAGCUGGCUGCUGGCGUUCUCGGGUUCGUCUUCUCGGACAAGGCCCGGGGGAAAGUGAGCAAGGUGGUCAGCAAUGCCAUUGUGCAUUACCGAGAUGACUUGGACCUCCAGAACCUCAUUGAUUUUGGCCAGAAGGAGUUCAGCUGCUGUGGGGGCAACUCCUACAGAGACUGGUCCCAAAACAUGUACUUCAAUUGCACGCCCCACAACCCCAGCCGGGAGUACUGCUCGGUGCCUUAUUCCUGUUGCCGGCAAUCCAAGGGCCAGUUGGUCAUCAACACCAUGUGUGGUCAAGGCAUGCAGACUCUCAGCUACCUGGAAGCCAGUGAAUUCAUCCACAUAAAUGGCUGCAUCGACAGCCUGGUGGACUGGAUGCACAGCAACCUUUUUAUCGUCGGCGGGGUGGCCCUGGGCCUCGCUGUUCCCCAGCUGAUUGGUAUCCUGUUGUCCCAGUUUCUCAUCAGUCAGAUUAAAGACCAAAUCAAGCUCCUGAGCUAUAACCAGCAACAUCAGGCUGAUUACUGGUAACAAAGGACAGGCAUCAAAUGACCAAAGGAGCCAUUUGGCUGAGGACCAGAACCUUUCCAGGAACUUCCUGCUGUCAUCUCCUAGAAGCUGGAAAUACCUUCUUCCAGCUGAACUUGCAGGAAACUUGGAGAGGGAUGCCUUCUUCUCUCUUUCCCCUGAAUAUAGGAAGAGGAUCCCUCUAAGGUGGACUUCGAAGAAGCAGGGUAGGAAGAGUGUUGACACUUUUGAACUUUGAUGUUGGAGAAGACUCCUGAAAAUACUGUCAAAAAACCAAACAAAUUAAUCAUUGAACAAAUCAACCCAGAGUUCUCACUCGAGGCACAAAUGACCAGGCUCAAGUUAUCUUACUUCGGACACAUAAUGUCUGGUGAAGGCUCUGGUGCCUGGAAAGGUGGAAGGAAAGAGAAGCGGAUGACCAAUGGAAAGGUGGAGGGACUCAGAGUGGUGAUGGGGGCACCAUUGGAAGACCAGGACCAGGUUGGGGACAGAUCCUCCUGGAGAAAAUCUAUCUAUGUGGUUGCUAAGAGUCAACACCAUCUUGAUGGCACAUAAUCAGUUUAAAAAAAAAUCCUCCUAAGGAGGAUGAGUUUGAAGGAAUGGAGCUGCUGAAAAACCAUGUGGUUUUCCAUAUUCCAGAGGGUAUAUAAACUCUAAAGUUGGAAAGUCUCAGAAUGAAGCCUUGAGUGGACAGUGGCCGAGCCUGACAUUCUGGGCUGGAGCUGGGGGUCUUCCUCAGCCAUUUUGUUUGUGUGCAAAGAGCGAAUGAUGGGGAGGCAGAUUCCUCCAUCCGUUCUCCCAAUUUCUCCAUCGGUCAAGGACACAUGUGUCUCCUUUUUGAAGCUGCUUGAGAAAGUUGCUUUGGCUUGAUCCUGGGUUCUAGCGUCUCCCCAAGAAUGUUCUAAUUUUGAAAAUACAGCAGUGCUUUUGUUUAACCAGGAAGAACUUCUUAGUGGAAGAAGCUGUCCCUCAGGAGGCAGUAAGUUCUCCAUCAUGGAGAUACAUCAGGAGAAAUAUCUGGGUGGGUCUUCAAUGAGGAUGUUGGUGUUGCGUCCCGCCUUGCAAACAUCUGGUGAGCUUCUCUGUUAACUACGGUGCUACAGACAUCAGCCUCUCUGCCUUCCCCCUGCUGUGUUGGCUAGGCAUUUGAGCUGCCUACCCUGAAGCCAUCUCAUCCUGAACUGGUUGGCUGUACCCAUCAGAUGCCAAUAGAGAAUGUCAAAACAGAAGGGCAGGGCUUUUUUUCAGAUAUGAAGGAUCAAAGAAACAUAGGAACAAGACUGGGCCAGGAUUAAUUGUCGAAGAGGAAGUCUGAAGUGUGUCUGAUGCAGCCAAUCAUCAGCUUGGCUGAAAUUCUGGAUGCUGUACCCCAACCUUUUGGAGGCUGCCAGCUCAGCCCUUUGGGUUAAGAAACAGGCAUGGCAGGGAUUCCAGAAGUGUUUUGUAUCAGGGCUUCCCAACCACUGCAACUUUAAGAUGACUGGACUUCAGCUCCCAGAAUUCCCUAGCUUGCAUGCUAUCUUUCAAAUGAAAUUUAUGGCACACACA
Messenger RNA from Candoia aspera, 2409 nucleotides. RefSeq names its product tetraspanin 33 (gene TSPAN33). The record is from RefSeq and is a predicted model, not a curated record. Lineage: Eukaryota; Metazoa; Chordata; Lepidosauria; Squamata; Candoiidae. The transcript is spliced from 8 exons. Gene Ontology annotation, cellular component: plasma membrane. The coding region runs from base 16 to 864 and encodes 282 amino acids.